Cloeon dipterum is the source of this 1374-nucleotide messenger RNA. Its product is annotated as carboxypeptidase B-like. Gene Ontology annotation, molecular function: zinc ion binding; metallocarboxypeptidase activity. Gene Ontology annotation, biological process: proteolysis. Bases 76 to 1323 code for a protein of 415 amino acids. The record is from RefSeq and is a predicted model, not a curated record. The transcript is spliced from 8 exons. NCBI's taxonomy places the organism in Eukaryota, Metazoa, Arthropoda, Insecta, Ephemeroptera, Baetidae.
GAGAUAGUCUCGUUAUCAGCUUGGCUCCUUGCAAUAAAUACUGCCAGGCGAAGCUGCGAAUCUUUACAUUUAAAGAUGAAGUUGGCAGCGUGCCUUUUGUUAGCCCUGCUGGGCACAGCCCUGGGCUACAAAUCUUACUCGGGGUACCAGGUGCUGAAGACCAAGGUCCUGACCAAUGAGGAUGUUAACAAACUGACUCCUUUCCUUGAGCGACCCGAAUUCGAUUUCUGGAUAACUCCCCGCGUUGGUCGGUCGGCUGAAAUCAUGGCUUCGCGCGAAAAUGUUGUCAUCCUCAGGAACAACUUGAAGAGACUGAACCUGGAACCUCAACUCCUCAUUGAGGAUGUUGGAGUUACUAUUGAAAAGGAACGUGCGGAAAUCGCUCAAAUCCGCGCCCAGGAAAAGAGAGAGGGUCGUGCUCCCAACCUGGACACUUUCCUCACCUUCGAGGAGAUCUUGGCCUACAUUGAUGAAGUGUCGGCCGCCUUCCCUGAUAUCGUCACUGUCAGCGACAUCGGCACCUCGACGGAAGGUCGUCCUCUCAGAUUGAUCAAACUGUCCAAUGGCCCCGGCAAGAAUGCCAUCUGGUUCGACUCCGUGUUGCAUGCCCGCGAGUGGAUCGGGCCCCCCACUGCCCUCUUCGCCAUCAACGAACUGACCGAAAACUUGGCCAACGGAAACAAUCAGGCUCUGCUCGACGCCAACGACUGGUACUUCCUGCUGGUGGCCAACCCUGACGGCUACGCCUACACCUGGUCGGACGACCGCCUUUGGAGGAAGACCCGCAGCCAGACUGGCGGACUCUGCACUGGCACCGAUCCCAACAGGAACUUUGACCAGUUCUGGAAUGAGGACCAAAACAGCAACACUUGCUCAGCAACCUAUCCGGGAGCGAACGCUUUCUCUGAGCCAGAGGCCAAGGCUAUUGCCGAUUUCCUCCUCGCUAACCCCAGCAUCACCGCCUACGUUUCCAUCCACAGUUACGGACAAUACAUUCUGUACCCGUGGGGUCAUACUACUGAGCUGCCACCCACCGUUGCCGAAUUGGACCGUGUUGCCCAAGAAGCAAAUGCUGCUAUUGAAUCUGUGAAUGGAAACUCUUACACUGUGGGUACUGCCGCAAAUGUGCUCUAUUUCGCUUAUGGAACGAGUCACGAUUGGGCCUACGCAAAGGCUAACGUUCCCAUUUCGUACACCAUUGAACUUCCCGGAGGUGGCUCGGCUGGCUUCAACCCCCCUGCUUCCUUGAUUGCUCCAACAAAUGCAGAAUGCUGGCAGGCGUACCAGGUGUUCGCCGCCAACCUCCCUGCUUCCAGGCCUUGAACGAUGUACUAUUCGUGUGAAAAUUAAACGAAGGAAUGAAUGCUAAACAAA